Poecilia latipinna (sailfin molly) is the source of this 2373-nucleotide messenger RNA. RefSeq names its product RING finger protein 222. The transcript has a single exon. NCBI's taxonomy places the organism in Eukaryota, Metazoa, Chordata, Actinopteri, Cyprinodontiformes, Poeciliidae. The record is from RefSeq and is a predicted model, not a curated record. Bases 1448 to 2074 code for a protein of 208 amino acids.
UCCAUCCAUCCAUCCAUCCAUCCAUGUCAUUAGGUCACCAAACUAAAACAUGGCCAGCAAAGUACACAGAACAACAGUGCAUUCACAUUUAAACCAGUUUAGAGUAGUUUACAUGUGGCGUUACAUUCCUACUCUAAGGGGCUAACCCUAACAUGCAUGCUUAGUGGACUGUGGAAGACAGCAGGGACAUCCAUUGGCUGAAGUGUGGACAAAUUUAGAGAAUGUCCUUUUUUGUAAGAGUAAAAAAAAAAUGUUUGCACAUGAAACAUUUCAAGAUGCAGAAAUUAAACAAAUUUGUAUUCAAUGUUUCACACUGUAUGUUCCAAAGUUACUUGUAUGUUUCUUGAAUCAAUUGAAGUUAGCACAAUUGUUUUCCACUCAUAAAAGGUCUUUUCCUCAUUCAUUUUUCUCAUCUGGUCAUAUUCACAGAAAAGAAAUUAGUAAUGCAGACUGACCUAAAUCACAAAAAGCUUCUUGAUAGGUGAAAUCAAAUAGGUCUUUUUUGCAGUGUAUGUAAACAUUUGGUCACAAUACACUCACAAUUUAUUUUAUUACAUAAGACUUACACAUUGCAUAUUGCACUUUCCUCCUAUUUACUUAUUUUAUCUUGUAUCACUAAGAAUGCUCCAAGUUCCUCCUGUAAUUGUUCCGUGGAGAUCAAUGAAACCGUUUUUCUUUUUUUUUCUUUUUUAAUUGAACUGAAUAGAAUUAAAACUCUUUGCUAAUAAUGGAUUGUACCCCAUUUUUAUCUUGACUCAAUUCUUAAUGGAAUAGAUUAAACAAGGCAUCUGACCAUCCCUCAGAGAUUUUAAAAGAUCCAUAUUGUUCAUGGUAGCAUAGAUGGCUGCUGAACAUUUGUCAGCUGCACUGCACAUCCAUGAUUCGAAUCUCCAAUCACAUCCCAAAGGUUCUCUGCUGGAGUGAGAUCCGGUCGUUGUGGAGGCCAUUUUAUUUUGCAGGUAUACAUUUAUGUAAAGUUUUUUUUUUUUUCCUGUAACACAGUUAGGUGUAGUUAUUUUUAGUGGCCACAAGGUGGUGCAUAACAGCCAGAAAACAAAAUGCUCCAUACGAAAAUGAAUACAACGAAAGAACUGUCUCACCUGUCAGAAGUUCUUCUGAAAGUUUCAGUGUUUUUUGUUAAACACUUGAAAAACUAAUGAAACAAAUUAUUGGACAAACAUAGUUAACAUAGCCAAACAAGCACCACUGACAGUGAGAGACGCGCGUUGAGGAUCAUCAAAUAUGUACCAUUUAAGAAGUUGAACUGGAUCCAAUUGGACAGGUUUCUGCUGUCACAGGUGACAGGCCCUGUUUUACAAGACUAUCUGGCCUCCACCCAAAGCCGCGGCGCAGUCAAUGAGGAACAAUGAACUAGGAGCACCUCGGUGCUCCUUCACUAAGGGUUCUUAUUGUGAGACAACCCGUUUUCAGUAUUUACUACCUCUACAUGGCACUUUUCAAAGAGGACAGCCAAGACGACACACCGGAGUGUCCAGUAUGCUACGAGAUCCUGUCGGGCACUGAGCGGACUUUAAGCUGCGGACAUGUAUUCUGUCACGACUGCUUGGUCAAAACGCUGGUCAGCAUUAACAGCGACGGAGUCAUCAGGGACACAAUUGCCUGCCCCAUCUGCCGACAUCUGACGUUCAUCAAGAGGCAAAAGGAAUCGCUGGUGGCACUCUCAGCGACCAAGUAUCCAGAUGAAGAACAGACUCUGGAGGUGCCUCUUCCUCCGACGGCGGCGCAGCUCCGGAGCGCACGGCGUGCCUCCGGGGGCAGCUUACUGAGCGGAGUUAACCGGAUAGCCCACUGCUGCGGGAGUAUCUUUCGACGAGCCCGUCAGGAGAGGUUAAACGGACACAAACACAACGCGUGUCAGAUCUUCAUCAUAAGUGCCCAGGGGCGACCGAUGGCAGAGGAGGAUGCGCUCGAUGUUGUGAUGACAGUGGUUCACCCUCAGCGCAGGGAGAGUCGCAGGGUCUGCACCACGGCGCGAUGCUUGCUCUGUCUGCUGACAACCUUUACUGUUCUGGCAUUGGUGGCCGCGACUUUACCUUGGAUUUUGUUGGCAUAGUGCUGCUGAAGAUGCACAACAUACAAGAUCCAAGUGGAAACGAUUAAAGAACCUAUAGGGACAAUGUUUCCUUGGAAAUCAACGUUGUUGUGCAUGUGAGUUUCACUGAUCAGCAAUGUAUCAAGAUAUGAACUGUGUGUUCAAGUAUUUAGUUGUAGUCAUAUUGGACUAUAGCUCUGUAGCGACAAAUUAAUUAAUUUAUCUCGAUUAAAGUGAUUAAUAAAACAAAGACUUAUAUUGGCACAUAAUGUAUAUUGCUAAGCAACAGUCUAAAUUAAAAUUUUGCCUUGACAACAAGA